AAGUUGGCUCAAGGCUGCUCGAGCCCUCUGAUUUCCGACUCGCCUCCGUACGCCAUGACGAAGGCGGUCUACUACAAGCUGUGGGCGACCACAGCGAAUUGGACCCAGCGCACUCAGUAUGGCUGGUACCAGGUCUGGUCGCGAAUGGCGCCGUGGGCCGUUUACGUAGCAAUGCCAACGGCGGCCUGGUACAGCUUCAACUGGUGGAGCGAUGAGUGGAAGAAGAUCUUGACCCUCGGCAUCUACGAGCCCCCAUCCAUCCAUUGGGACUACUGCAUGACCGGCGCGCGAUCUGACUUUGUGAAGUAUCACGCGCAGUAUCCCGGGAUUCCCUACAAGUGAAGCAGCGGGAUUUGUUCCGCUUCACAUUUGUGCCGAGCUUUGCGUUGCGGAGCUUAUACAUGAUGGCUUGAG
Molecule: messenger RNA, 414 nt
Organism: Effrenium voratum
Lineage: Eukaryota; Dinophyceae; Suessiales; Symbiodiniaceae
Source: the annotation of a GenBank genome assembly